AGAGUGGGCAUGGAGACUGCCAUUUGCGGUCGAGUCGCUCUUUCUCCCAAUCAAGUUUUCCACCCUAAACCAGGUGAUAAAUACUCUCUUCAUAAACAAUGCAUGAACCGGAGCAUUUUUAUGACAUUAUCAGCCGCGGCAUCUGGGAAAGGUGGCGGCAUUUUGGAGAAGCCAACCAUAGAGAAAACAACACCUGGUCGUGAAUCUGAGUUUGAUUUGAGGAAAUCAAGGAAAAUGGCCCCUCCAUAUCGGGUGUUGCUGCACAAUGACAACUACAACAAGAGGGAGUAUGUUGUUCAAGUGCUUAUGAAGGUCAUACCAGGGAUGACCCUUGACAACGCAGUUAAUAUCAUGCAAGAGGCACAUUACAAUGGCCUGUCGGUUGCGAUCAUCUGUGCUCAAGUGGAUGCAGAAGAGCACUGCAUGCAGCUGAGAGGCAAUGGCCUUCUGAGCUCCAUAGAACCUGCAAGUGGAGGUUGUUGAGGCACUCCAGCAAAAUUUGCAUGCCUUUGGUAAAGUUAAACCUAUAUCAUCUUAUGUAUUAGGAUUCCGAAUAUAUGUACAUAUGUUGAAAAACGUGUCGGUGAUUUUGCCUGUAUGAUGUUUGUGGAAUCAAAACAAGAAUGCAAGAGUCCUGAAAAAACGUACUUCUCUUUCUUUGAUGUGAUCAUGGGAUAUUCUCCUUUUUAAUGGAUGAAUCAUACAAAAAUUAAGUUCCA
Camellia sinensis is the source of this 719-nucleotide messenger RNA. RefSeq names its product ATP-dependent Clp protease adapter protein CLPS1, chloroplastic. The record is from RefSeq and is a predicted model, not a curated record. NCBI's taxonomy places the organism in Eukaryota, Viridiplantae, Streptophyta, Magnoliopsida, Ericales, Theaceae. Gene Ontology annotation, biological process: proteolysis; protein catabolic process.